CUGUAUCGCGUGGAUCGCUCAUACACGGUGCCGGCGGGAUGAGUCCGUCGAUCGAUGGGAACGUGCUGUCUUACCAAGGAUCCAAUUAUUUCCGGCAACGUCUGGUUCUUGCUGUCCUGAGCCAGCGAUCAAUCGUAGUGAGCGGCAUCCGCAACCAAGAUGUGGACCCAGGUCUGCGGGACUUCGAGGCUGACUUCCUCAAAUUGAUCACGGAGAUUACCAAUGGAACGCAAGCGAGCGUCAACGAGACCGGCACACGUGUCUUCUUCAAACCUGGGAUUCUACAUGGCGGCAGCAUUGAGCAUCGCUGUGUAGCCUCGAAGUCGGUCUCCUAUUACUUGGAAGGCCUCAUAUACUUGGCCCCAUUCUGUAAACAUCCACUCGAUGUACGCUUGUUUGGCAUCACGAACGAUUGCGAAGAGCAAUCGGUGGACGCUUUCAAACAGACCAGUUUACCGGUGCUAGGGAAGUUCAUGUACACAGAGAACUUGGAUCUCAAAAUUAUAUCUAGAGGAGCCCCGCCAUUGGGCGGAGGCGAGGUUCGUUUCACAGCACCAGUGUGUAGACGACUGAGAGCGACUCAGUUCACCGAUGCUGGGAAGAUAAAGCGAGUCCGCGGAUGGGCUUAUUGUAUGAAAACCAAUCCGCAAGUGACAUCUCGCAUGGUGGAUUCCGCGAAACAAUUAUUGUUGAAGUUCCUCCCCGAUGUUUAUAUAUAUACCGACGCAUGUAAAGGCAAGAGGGGCGGCUCAUCGCCUGCUUUCGGAAUCUGUCUCGUCGCAGAAACGAGGGGAGGGGCAUUUUACGCCGCUGACGCCAUGUCGGAACCGAGCAAAGGUCGGGAGGAGAUGGUGCCAGAAGUAAUAGGGAAAACCGCGGCUGUGAAUUUAGUUCGGGAAAUAUAUCGAGGUGGAUGUGUCGAUACGGCAAAUCAGAGUCUUGCCCUGUUGCUCAUGGCGCUCGGUCCCGCGGAUGUAUCGAAAUAUCAGUUCGGUACGCUAACACCGUUCACGAUUCAGUUCUUAAGACAUCUUAAAGACUUCUUCGGUUUAACAUUCAAGAUCGCUAUCGACAAAAGAGCCGAGAGCGAGGAGGAUGUCUUGCGAACCGGCGGGGAGAAGCUCCAGUUAUCGUGCAUCGGCACCGGAUAUCUGAAUAUCAGCAAGAAACUUGCCUAAUACAAUAAAUUACGAGU
Molecule: messenger RNA, 1195 nt
Organism: Galendromus occidentalis (western predatory mite)
Lineage: Eukaryota; Metazoa; Arthropoda; Arachnida; Mesostigmata; Phytoseiidae
Gene: Rtc1
Product: RNA terminal phosphate cyclase 1
Exons: 2
Coding region: 39-1178 (379 amino acids)
Biological process (GO): ribosome biogenesis; endonucleolytic cleavage of tricistronic rRNA transcript (SSU-rRNA, 5.8S rRNA, LSU-rRNA)
Cellular component (GO): nucleolus
Molecular function (GO): RNA endonuclease activity
Source: RefSeq, a predicted model, not a curated record